Anopheles funestus (African malaria mosquito) is the source of this 724-nucleotide messenger RNA. RefSeq lists its product as uncharacterized. Bases 1 to 654 code for a protein of 217 amino acids. The record is from RefSeq and is a predicted model, not a curated record. The transcript has 2 exons. Lineage: Eukaryota; Metazoa; Arthropoda; Insecta; Diptera; Culicidae.
AUGGCUCCCGGAAUGAAUUUAAUAAGAAGUGUCGGGAAAAAGGUAAUUGUGGAGUACGGAGGGCAUAUCUAUUCUAUGCCGAAGCAAGACUUUGAGCAUGGGUCCCACUCGGAUAGACAACCAAGAUCUUACGAAAAACAAGAAGAAUUUGGCCCAGAACAACACCAUCAGAAUGUGUCCAAACAUGUUGGAGGUGUUGAUCACGCACUUUCCGACACGUGUAGUGAGUUAAGUGAUUUGAACUUAUCCAACGAUUAUUGCACGUCCAAAGCGACGAACCCGGUACAUCCGGUAGUGUCCAGUAGCGCUGCAAAAGUACUUUCGGAACUUAAGGAAGAAGUGACAAGGUUGAUUGAUGAAUCGAUACACAAAAUUGAACUCGAAUGGGUACAGAACUCGAAAACGGUUGCCGAUGCGACGUGUGAAGCAGUUCCACCCGAAGCAACGAUGGAUUCGAUCCAAUGUGGGGAAGAUACCUCCAGAAAUCUGCACCCGGAUGGUGACCGGGGUCAACUGACGCACAGGGAGCAAAAUUUGCAAGUACUUCAUACGGAAUUGUUUGCAACAAGUAAGCGACAAACGCGGAUGAAGCUGCUAAACGAAAUUCGUGAGCUUGUGGAGCGUUUAAAGGAUAUGGAAACGUUGGAAACAUAAUAGAACUUAGUGUAAUGUUUUAUUUUGGAACAAUUUUAAUGUCAGAGAAUAUACUAUGGUACAAUGUUGU